Messenger RNA from Populus euphratica (Euphrates poplar), 1096 nucleotides. RefSeq names its product truncated transcription factor CAULIFLOWER A-like. Gene Ontology annotation, biological process: positive regulation of transcription by RNA polymerase II. Bases 61 to 828 code for a protein of 255 amino acids. Lineage: Eukaryota; Viridiplantae; Streptophyta; Magnoliopsida; Malpighiales; Salicaceae. Gene Ontology annotation, cellular component: nucleus. The transcript is spliced from 8 exons. The record is from RefSeq and is a predicted model, not a curated record. Gene Ontology annotation, molecular function: RNA polymerase II transcription regulatory region sequence-specific DNA binding; protein dimerization activity; DNA-binding transcription factor activity.
UAGUUCACCAUACCAUCACAGAAAUAGAAACUCUGAAGAAAAGAGUGAAAAAUAAUAAAGAUGGGGAGAGGUAGGGUUCAGUUGAAGAGGAUCGAGAACAAGAUUAGCAGGCAAGUGACAUUCUCUAAGAGAAGAACUGGUUUACUAAAGAAAGCUCAUGAGAUCUCUGUUCUGUGUGAUGCUGAUGUCGCUGUGAUUGUUUUCUCUACAAAAGGGAAGCUCUUUGAGUACUCCACUGACUCCAGCAUGGAAUCGAUCCUUGAAAGAUACGAAAGAUGCUCGUAUGCAGAGCAGCAGUUUGUGCCACAUGGCCCUGAACAUCAGGGAAGCUGGUUUUUGGAGCACCCAAAGCUCAGGGCUAGGGUUGAACUCUUGCAGAGAAACCUAAGGAACUAUACAGGACAGGAUUUGGACCCUUUAAGUUACAAAGAACUUCAACACCUGGAGCAAAAAAUAGAUACUGCUCUUAAGAGCAUACGAUCAAGAAAGAACCAACUCGUCCAUGAAUCCCUUGCAGAAAUGCAGAAAAAAGAAAAGGCACUUCAGGACCAGAACAACAUACUAGUAGAACAGGCCAAGAAAAAACUGAAGGCGCUAACUGAGCAAGCACAAUGGGAGCAGCAAAACCUUGGCCAGAACUCAUCCUCUUUUAUGCUACCACAAGCACCACCUCCACUGCAGCCGUCAAUGCUAUCACAUCCUCCACCAACUAUAGGUGGCAGUUUCCAGAUUAGAGGAUUCCUGAACGGAAACAAGGAUGUUGAAGUUCAAACUCAACCUAGCACCAUUCCACAUUGGAUGCUUCGCCAUGUCAAUGAUAGAAUUUGAGACAUGGGAUGAGAGAUCAGAAAAUCAAUGGGGCAUUGAGGUGAAGAAGAGUACUUAUCACUUCGUUCUUAUAGCCGUCAAUUUAUCCAUCGCAUAACCUCUACUAAUAUGCAGACAAUUUCAAGUGCUUAUUCACAAUAAUUGAAUUUGUAAUCUUAACUAUUUCGAGACUAAAACCAGCUCCGUGUCUUGUCAUAUCCCUUAAGUAGGCAAAGAUUCCACUUUGCAUGCAUGCUAGUAUAGUCUCUGCUUCAACAAGCUUACUCCA